Leptomonas pyrrhocoris is the source of this 2574-nucleotide messenger RNA. RefSeq lists its product as hypothetical. NCBI's taxonomy places the organism in Eukaryota, Euglenozoa, Kinetoplastea, Trypanosomatida, Trypanosomatidae. The record is from RefSeq and is a predicted model, not a curated record. Bases 1657 to 2574 code for a protein of 305 amino acids. The transcript has a single exon.
AGCGUGUGAUUGUUUUUCUCGUUUAUCUUGUUUUCUUUUGAAUUUCACUAAAGAGCUUCUCUCUGCUGCUUUCAUUUUUUAAUUAUUUGUCCUGAGCUGAGCUACUCCCCCUCCCUGACCUCUCUUCCUCGGCUCCCUUCGCGGCAACGCUUUCGUCCAACUCGUCUCACAGACAACGUUCUCUACCGAUGCCCACAGCUUUGGUGUCGACGACGGCGACGGCGUACGAAUGCGUUUAGUGCUCUACGACGCCUUCGUUCUGGCCAAAAGGAGAAUUAUAUUUCCGGAGUAUUUUUUCUUCUUCUUUCAUUUCCUCUCAACAGCGCGUGCUAGCUUUUUCUCUUUUUCUCCUUUUCACAUCCUUCACCCAACAUUUGAACCGCGUUUAAGGAUGUCAAGAUGCGCACAGACGUGUGCCCCAAAGGACCACCGCGAUCAACAUAGUGCCAGCCACCCUUUCGAUGUCGUACUUCUCCGUGUGCUAAUUUCGAGCGUGAGGAAAUCAUUGACCUUUAACUGCUCCUACCGAAAAGGCAUGGCGGUGCGGUCUCUUACGUAGACCGGAAAGACCGAGAUGACCCAUGCUGAGGCACAGAAUAGCACUGCUCCAAUACGCUUCAAGGAUCAAUCCCUCAACUGCUUCUCCUAGUAUUCGCCUUCUAUUGCAUUUUCCUGUCUGUCUCUUCUGCUUUUUUCCCAAUUUCUGCUACAACCUUUGUUGGCUUACGGCAGCGGCGCUAAAUCUAACUGUUCGUCUUUCACGGCAGCCACGCGCAUCGCAGACGAUGGCUUUUCUUUUCCUGAGAGAGUCUCGUUGCCCUCUCAACCUUCUCUCUCACCACGAACAAUUUGUCGUCGUUCGAGGUCACGUUAAUGCAGCGCGGAAGGUUCUAAUCAAAUAAAAACUGCACUUCUUGAAACCACUAAGUUAUUUUCUGGAAGCGCAAAAUGGACUUGCUCACCUCCAAGCCUGGCAGCGUAUUCAACUUCCUUUCUCACCGGUGAUCAAGCCUUCAGGAUUGAGUCCUUCUGUUGCCCUGCAGUAUUCCUCAGACAGGCCUGCUCGUUUUAACUGCGAAACGGGGAUUACCGCAUGUCACUUUGCAACGGCGUUUCUUCCCACUAUAAAGUGGAAGUAGCUGAUCGUACGUCAUUGAAGAAUAGUACAGGUUUAUUUGCUUCAUUGCUUUGAGAAAACUGCUUUCAACGAUGAAGUCAUAGUAAGUUAGUAUCGCCGAAGCAGCUACGCUUUGGUUUGCUGAAAUCUGCGAAUGAAUUUUCAGAGAUUUCUGUCCUAUGAAGCACACAAGUGAAGGCUUUGUUUCGCGCUGAACGUUUUCGAGCGUUUUCGAGUACAAGUUCUUGUUUUUGCCUACGAAGGUCGUUGCUUACCGCAGAAAUGAGCGACCAGGAGCACCACGAGGAGAUCCCGCUUGGCGGGCAGCCUGCAGAGGAGCGGGGUGACAUCGAUGUCACUCCCCUCCUAGAAGACGCGCGGACAGCCACAGCCGCGAAACAGGUGCAGAUGCUGUACCGACAGGGGGUGCUCAGCAGGGCUGAGUACAUGCAGCGCGUUGUCGCGCUGACGGACAGGCUGGUGUCCGAGCCGCCCAGAAACCAGUCCCAACCCGCCAGCCCGCUAACGUGAAGCUCCAGAUGCUGGAGGCACAGCGGGAGUUUACGGAUCCGAAGAUCCGUAAAUUCAACGCCUUCCUGGAGAAAGACCAGGACGUCGCCCGCGACGCAAAGACGAGCGGGGCGUUGAACCGUGCCCUGGAGCGGUACAUCGCCGCGCUGGAGGCCAAGCUCUUGUCGCCGGUUGUCGCCUCGGGGGCGGCCAUCCUCCUGGGUCUGGUGGGCCCCGAAAGUGCCACCGACACCUAUGAGAAGAGAGUCCUGCAGUGGAUCUCUCUCAUGGUGGACGAGCCGGAGGACACCCGGCUGUACCGCUACAACGCCUUUGUCGUGUCCGGCAUGCCUUCGGCCGCCAUGAAGGAGUGGCGCGAGAUCCUCGACGAAGUGGAUCUCCCCCUGUUCCCUCCCAUCGACAAGUUCUCCCCGAAGAACUUGCAAAUUCGCCUUGACGCGCGAGAGGCGAGUAAGGCCCUGGAGGCUGGGGGCGAGGCCCGCGAGAAGGAGCCACGCCAGGAGCUCUACCGCCGGCCACGCAAGGGGCGGGACUUGUUGGAGGGAGGCGGCGCGACGGCGCCGGUGUACGGUGCCGACGGCACCCAGGUUGCGGUGGUGGACCUUUCCGGGCUGGAAGGCUACCUGGAGACGCUCUCCCAGAGCGUGCAGACGCUCCGCGAGGAGGAGCGCGCGGUGGGGGUGGCCCUCACCCAGGAGAUCCGCGAGAACAUCUCGCGGAUGCGGUACACCGGUGCUCGGGGCGUCGUGCCCAACAUGAAUCGCGUGAAGAGCGCGAUCAACACGCAGGCCCGGCGCUACCAGGGCAAUGGCGGCCGCGGUGGAUACGGCGGUCGCGGCGGCUACGGAGGCCGCGGUGGCUACGGCAGCCACUCGUACCGCGGCGGCGGUGACGAUAUGCCGGAGACUCAGCUCUCAAAAAACUGA